AUGUCGCUCAGAGAUCUCCUCAUUUGGAGCCUAAUCGUCCCCUGGACUGGCGCUCUGCAGCAGCAGCCUCUCUCAGACCACAAUGCCUACCAUGGCCACGACCUACCCAACCGCCUCUCCAAAGACGCCGCCGCCUCGGAGAAGCGCUACAGGCCCACCGCCGCCGACUCGUUGGCCACCUCACUAAGCGGUCACCGAAAGGCGCGGGAAGCCCUUUCCGAAAACAAAAACACGCGCACAAAUGCUUCUCACAACCAGCGCGCCCUUGCGACUGUGUCUCCGGCGGAGAACGCCGUUCGAGCACCACCACCUGCAUACAAGCCGUCAGCGACUGGCGGCAUCUCGCGACAACAGGCGCGGUCUCUGCAGGAUUGGCAAGUCGAGGACCUCAUACUCCUGGCGACUGUUGAUGGGAAGAUCCACGCACGUGACCGACAGAGCGGAGCUGCGAAGUGGCAGCUAGAAACAGACCGGUCCAUGGUGGAGACCAUCUACCAUAGAAACAACAGAAGUACAGGCGAUGGGUCUCCCGAGCUGGGGGGUGACCCUCUAUGGAUCGUGGAGCCUAGUCAGCACGGAGCUGUAUACGUCUACGCUCCUGGAUCUGGUGCUGGAAUGCAGAAACUGGGGUUUACGGUCAAAGAACUCUUCGAGCUGGCACCGUACAGCUCAGAAGGAUACCCUGCUGUUUCGUACAACGCGGAGAAGCGGACCACCUUGUACACCAUCGACGCGGCGACCGGCAAUAUCAUCAAGUCGUUUAGCUCUGUGGGAGCUAUGAUCAACGACGACCGAAGCUGCAGACGGGUUAGCCCACUCCAAUCGCCGGAUGAUGGCGAGUGCAAGCCCAAUGGAACAUUCACGCUCGGCAGGACCGAAUACACCAUUGCCAUACAGGAUCUCUACACCGCUGAGCCUAUAAGCACCAUCAAGUACUUUGAAUGGGUGCCAAACAACCGCGAUCUGGACUUGACCAGCAAAUAUCGCCAGAGCAUGGAUAGCACAUACGUGUAUACGAAGCACGACGGCUGGGUGUUUGGUCUCGAGAUGGGAUCCGAAGAAUCACACAGCACGGGAGCUGUUCAACAGCCCAUCUAUCGUCACAAGCUGCAGUCUCCAGUGGCGCGAGUUUAUGACAUUGUCCGGCCGUACGACGACUUCUCGAGCGACGUAGCGCUUGUCGUGCUGCCGCAGCCGGUGGCGCCGUCACCUGACGAACUUAAGGCCUUGGAGGAGGGCCUAGCCGACAACGUGUUCGUCAACUGCACUGGAGACGGCAGCUGGUACGCCUUCUCGGAGAGGAACUAUCCGAUGGUCACCGAAGGAGCAGCAACAACUCGAUAUUACGUCGACCUUUCCUACACUGAACCUUCUUUGGCCUGGCCAAUGUCCAAGAAGGAGCGAGAGAAGUUCGCUGGCGUCCAUCAGCUGACUCCUAUGCAUGGCCACCAUGAUACGCCCUUGAUUGAAGCGCCCGAGCAGCACCCGACUGUAGAGCCCCCGGACAGCGCAACUGACCAUUCAGCCCUGAAAACCAUCGAUUCUGGAUCGAGCGGCCUGCCAUGGCCCUCGUUGGCGAGUGUUAUUCUUGUGCUUGGCCUUGUCGCUAUGAUCGGGCUCCUAUAUCAGCAGUUUGUCAAGCCGCGAAAGCGUCUCGGGAACAUGCAAGCGUUCGACGAGUUCCUGCAGUCUGGCGCGUUGCCUCGUCCGAAGAAGGCCGAAGAAGUGGAUCAGCAACCGAAAGUCCGUGAAGCGGAGCCGGCAGAAGAGACCAUAUUCCCUCAUGUCCCGGGUCCGGACACGAGGCCAGCAAAGUCAUCUGAUGCAGGAAAACUUGACGAGAUCGACGAGAAGCCGGAGCUUGAAGACGGUCUGGAGAACGGCUCACCUGACCAAGCGGGCGAACAACAGAAGCAGAAGAAGAAGGCAACCAGGGGUAAGCGAGGUGGCAAGAAAGCCAAGGAAAAGGAACAGCAGGCGGCCGAGACCUUUGCUAAGAAGAAAGGCUCUCCUACACCUCAGCCCGUCGAGAUCAUCUCCGUCGCCGCGUCCGAAAGCCCUCAGGUCUCCGGUCCACUGCAAAUCAACAGUCUCGUCAUCCACACGGACAAAGUCAUCGGGCAAGGCAGCUGCGGCACAACGGUCUUCGAAGGCUCCUUUGAGGGUCGCAAGGUCGCCGUCAAACGCAUGCUAUCGCAGUUCUACGACCUCGCUUCUCAGGAAGUUUCGUUUCUGCAGCAGAGCGAUGACCACCAGAAUGUUGUGCGAUAUUUCUGUCAGCAGAAGGAUGAGCACUUCCUGUAUAUUGCCGUUGAGCUUUGUCAAGCGAGCUUGUACGAAGUCUGGGAGAGCGAGAAGGCGAGGACGGAGGAGCGGCAGGUGCAGCUUAGUGGGCUGAAGCACGCCAUUCAGCAGGACGUCCCGAAAGCUCUCAGACAACUCGCAGCAGGGCUGUACUACCUGCACGACCUGAGGAUCAUCCACCGCGACAUCAAGCCCCAGAACAUCCUCGUCGCGUUCCCGAAGAAGCAGCAACAGCAGAGCCAGCCGAUUCGAUUGGUCAUCUCCGACUUCGGGUUGGGGAAGAAUCUCCCAGAGAAUGUAUCCACCCUCGUCGACCCUACUGGGAACGCGGGGACGUCUGGAUGGAAGGCGCCGGAGCUUAUCUCUCAUCCAGUCGAUAGUGGUUCGAAGCAGAACUCACAUAAUGGAGGGUCGAAUGUCAGCGAUGGGCCCAAUGGCUCUGUUUCUGGGGUUAAGAGGGCAGCUGACAUUUUCUCCCUGGGUUGUCUGUUUUUCUGGGUGCUGACUGGUGGUAACCACCCGUUUGAGGACGAGAAUGGCUGGCAACAACUCCGCGAACUCAACAUCAAGCGCGACCGCAAGAACCUCUCCGUCCUCGCCCGCUGGUCCGACGCCUAUGAGCCCAUGCAACUCAUCACGCACAUGCUCGAGCACGCCCCCGAACACCGCCCCACGGCGCGCGACGUCCUGCAACACCCUUUCUUCUGGAGCGCCGAGAAACGCCUCGCCUUCCUCUGCGACAUGAGCGACCACUUCGAGCGCGAACCCCGCGGCGUCCCCGACGACGGCUACGCCGGCGAUUCCUGGCCACUUUCACUGCUCGAGAGGCGAGCGGAAGAGGUUAUCGGCCCCCGAGCGGAUUUCUUGGCCAAGUUGGACAGGCAUUUCGUCGACACGCUCGGGAAGCAGCGGAAGUACUCCGGGAACCGGUUGUUGGAUCUGCUGCGCGCGUUGCGGAAUAAGAAGAACCAUUACGAGGAUAUGCCCGAGGAGGUGAAGCGGAGGGUUGGGCCGUUGGCGGGCGGGUAUCUGGGGUAUUGGUGUCAGCGCUUCCCGCGUUUGCUGAUGGCGUGUUACCAGGUCGUGUUCGAGUGUGGGAUUGAGGAUGGAGCGCGGUUUAGGGGUUACUUUGAUCUGAGUGCUUAG
Molecule: messenger RNA, 3450 nt
Organism: Saxophila tyrrhenica
Lineage: Eukaryota; Fungi; Ascomycota; Dothideomycetes; Mycosphaerellales; Extremaceae
Gene: IRE1
Product: bifunctional endoribonuclease/protein kinase ire1
Exons: 2
Coding region: 1-3450 (1149 amino acids)
Biological process (GO): mRNA processing; protein phosphorylation; IRE1-mediated unfolded protein response
Cellular component (GO): IRE1-TRAF2-ASK1 complex
Molecular function (GO): ATP binding; protein serine/threonine kinase activity; RNA endonuclease activity
Source: RefSeq, a predicted model, not a curated record